Molecule: messenger RNA, 735 nt
Organism: Arachis duranensis
Lineage: Eukaryota; Viridiplantae; Streptophyta; Magnoliopsida; Fabales; Fabaceae
Product: dolichyl-diphosphooligosaccharide--protein glycosyltransferase subunit DAD1
Exons: 5
Coding region: 175-522 (115 amino acids)
Biological process (GO): protein N-linked glycosylation
Cellular component (GO): membrane; oligosaccharyltransferase complex
Source: RefSeq, a predicted model, not a curated record
AGACGACGACUAUAGAGACUAAAAACCGAGUGGCAGUGGAGUUGAGUUUUCAUUUCAACGCUGAAAAGAGUGUUAGAACCCAGUGAAGAAGAUACAGAGUGUCGUUCCUAUUCUUGUUCCAAUUCCGAAUCGGAAGACAAGGAUUUGCAUUGCGAUCUAAGGAGAGAAGAGAAAAUGGCGAGGUCAACCAGCAAGGACGCACAAGACCUCUUCCGUGCGCUUUGGUCUGCGUAUUCCGCAACUCCAACAAAUCUGAAGAUCAUUGAUCUCUACGUCAUGUACGCUGUUUUCACCGCUCUCAUCCAGGUAGUUUACAUGGCUAUGGUGGGAUCAUUUCCAUUUAACUCCUUCCUUUCAGGAGUACUUUCUUGUGUAGGGACUGCAGUUCUGGCUGUUUGUCUCCGUAUCCAAGUGAAUAAAGAGAACAAGGAAUUCAAGGAUCUUGCUCCUGAACGUGCCUUUGCAGAUUUUGUUCUCUGCAAUUUGGUUCUCCAUCUGGUGAUCAUGAACUUCCUUGGUUAAAUUGGAUUUGUGUGGGGUUUUGCCUCCAAUUGAACCCCGAAGGGUUAAAAUGAAAAGUAGAAUACCUGGACCUUGUUUUGUUAUAGUAUUUGUAGAUUCAGUGACAAUACGAGUCCUUGUUUUGAACAAAGAGAUGCUAGAUGUUUACUAUGCGAUCUUUUACAUUAAUUUUUGAAUGGUGAAUUACUCAUGGUGUUGACUUUGAUGUCUAAA